Messenger RNA from Suillus clintonianus, 883 nucleotides. RefSeq lists its product as uncharacterized. Bases 25 to 627 code for a protein of 200 amino acids. Lineage: Eukaryota; Fungi; Basidiomycota; Agaricomycetes; Boletales; Suillaceae. The transcript is spliced from 4 exons. The record is from RefSeq and is a predicted model, not a curated record.
AUUAACGAUAGCAUUCAAAGCGCUAUGCACGGCACGGAUAACUCUGAAGACUUUUGGGAGGAUGUGUACGAGCAUCCUAUGGCUGACUUUCUUAGGCAAUACGAACAAUGGGCAUGCACCCAGAAUCAAACUGUAAGAAAGCAAGUACGCAAGAUGAUCCUCCGGGGCCUAGUUGCUGUGACCGGCAAAAAAGAUAUUGUGAUGAACUACCACAACUAUGAAACAUCCGUCAUCGAAACGUAUGGGGUGCGCCUUGUGGGCUGGCCCAAUGGUGUCAAGUUCACUAGCCCUUCGAACAUCGGGACCGUCGGCGACAUUCGCAAGCUCCGGGAUGCCCUCAAGGCACGUACGUGCUACUGGACAGUUCUAUCACCGGCAGAGCUCAAAGCUCACGCGUCUGAACUCGACACGCGUUCAGCCGGGGAAGUCGUUCGGAAGCCACGAAAAAAGCGUUCGGAUGCUGGCGUACCUCGCAAGCGUAAAGACGGGUCCAGCGCAGGACGGGUAAACAAGGAGAAUAUCAGGCCUUCGAAGAGAGCAAAGAAGAACUCUACCCAGCUGCAGGAAGGUCCCAAAAGCGCUGAGUUUGUAGAGUCUUCUGACGAAGAGGAGGAGGGGCAUGAGUAGUAGUAUUGCAUUGCCUUAGUCUACAUUGUAUGACUCAUAUACGUAUCCCAAUCAUUACUAGUGAAUUGUUUGUCAAAACGCGCUCUUAAUCCGACCACCUUGAAGUGAGAUACUCGAGCUCGUCGUGUGACACGACGAGCUCGAACGUUCCAUCACUAUGCGACGUUGGGCACGCUAUAUAAAGUCCCUAGCUAUCCAGGAGAUAUUGGAGGAGGCCCUGAUCAUUAUUCCGCCUGAUCUUACAGGUGCGACACAC